Molecule: messenger RNA, 1855 nt
Organism: Ixodes scapularis (black-legged tick)
Lineage: Eukaryota; Metazoa; Arthropoda; Arachnida; Ixodida; Ixodidae
Gene: GluRS-m
Product: probable glutamate--tRNA ligase, mitochondrial
Exons: 12
Coding region: 177-1775 (532 amino acids)
Biological process (GO): glutamyl-tRNA aminoacylation
Molecular function (GO): zinc ion binding; tRNA binding; ATP binding
Source: RefSeq, a predicted model, not a curated record
UGUUUGGCUUGCGUGCAUGUGUCUGUAGAGUGGUGGUUUCUGUUUCUGCGAUGCGGUUCGAUCAGUUCGAUGUUUAACCAGUUUAACCGUUUAACUGUGAAGAGUGGCGAAUACGGACUCUCUAGGGAAAAGGAGUUUUAUUUUCCCACAAAACUUGCUGAACAGCUGAGGCGAGCAUGAUCAAGCAAGCUAUAUGCUCUUGGAGCCGGUAUUUGAGCGCGAGACGAUUGUUGUUUUCCUACCGGUCCCUGCGGUACCUCGCCAGCGCUACCAGCUCCUACAAGUGCGAUGCCAACGUCAGGGUCCGAUUUGCACCCAGCCCCACGGGCGAAAUGCACCUAGGCAGCCUCCGAACGGCGCUUUACAACUAUCUUUUUGCAAAGAAACACGGCGGGCAGUUCAUCCUGAGGAUCGAGGACACGGAUCAGACACGAGUGGUGCCAGGUGCAGCACAGAGGAUUGUGGACACCCUGGAAUGGGCAGGCCUCGCUCCGGACGAGGGCCCCUCAUUGGGCGGGAAUUUCGGUCCCUACGUUCAGUCGGAGCGGAUUCAGCUGUACCAAGAAUACGCCCACAAGUUGUUGGAGACCGGGCACGCCUACCGGUGCUUUUGCACAGACGUGCGUCUGGACCUUCUCAGGAAAGACGCAAUGCGCAACAGGCAGAUUCCUCGCUACGACAACCGCUGUCGCUCCUUGACUCCCGACAGCACGAAGCUGUCAGGAAAGCCACACGUCAUUCGCUUCAAGCUUUCCGAAGGAGACCUGACCUUUGAGGACGGUGUCCAUGGCCCGGUGACCCUCAACACGGCCGAAAGGGAAGGAGAUCCUGUGAUCCUGAAGAGCGACGGCUUCCCGACGUACCACCUGGCGUGCGUGGUGGACGACCACCUGAUGCGUGUGAGCCACGUGCUGCGUGGCGUGGAGUGGCAGGUGUCCACCCCGAAGCACAUCAUGCUGCACGAAGCACUCGGCUGGGAGCCGCCACGUUUCUUCCACCUCCCGCUCCUCCUCAACAAGGACGGCACCAAGUUGUCCAAGCGCCAAGGUGACGUCCACGUGGGGAAGCUCAAGGACGUUGGCUUCUCGUCAGAGACUCUUCUCAACUUCCUGGUGCUGGCCGGCGGAGGCUUCGGCAAGCAGGAGAAAGACACCUUCUACGAUUUGGACGACAUGGUGUCGCAGUUCAACCCAGACGAGCUGAAGGGCAGCUCGUGCCGGCUGGACCCCGAGAGACUGGUGCAGCUUAACCGGCUGCACCUGCGUCGCUGCCUGGACGAUCCUGGGAAGACCCUUUCCUUGGCCAGAGAACUGAGGCGACUCCUGGACCAGCACCAGGAGCCCGUGCCAAGCGACUUCCUGUCGGACGAUGACUUGGUCCGUGUGCUGCGGGAGACUGCGGGGAGGCUCACUUCACUCAACGACCUGUUGGAUCCGUCCAUGGACUUCGUGUGGCGUUCACCGUCGCUGGUGGAGGAGGACCAGCCGUCCGUCGAGAACCGUGACGCCUUGCAAGAUCUGUGCAGCCGCUUGGAGUCCGUCAGUGCAGAUAAGUUUAACAGGGAGACACUGGGUGUGCUGCUUCACAACGCAGCUUCUGACUCGGGCAUCAAGUACAGCCAGUUGAUGCAAAGCCUGCGAAAGCUGCUCAGUGGACUGCAGAAAGGCCCGGGAGUAGCGGAGAUGAUGACACUGCUGGGGAAAGAGCAGACGCUACUGCGUCUCCGGAAGCACAUCGACCAACGAGGCUCGGAAAAGAGUUGUUCCAGGGGUUAACAAGCACAAGUAUGUCAUGGAACGAUGUUUCGGGCACGCUGUCGUUAUCAUACAGAUAAAGUUUUCUAUUUGCACCGAGC